AUGAAUGCGAUUUGGACCAAGCACGACUCUACCUUGCAGCUGCUCGAAGACAUCAUCCAGCAGACUCCGCAAUCCCAGCAGUCUCAGACCGACUUGAUCAUAUGUUCGACGAAAGAGGAAUUCCUCGGUCAGGUACUAGCAGAACUCCAUCAACGGCUCCGUCAGGACAGCGACGCCCAAGAUGAGCCCGUCUCCCCGGCUCCGGAUCACAUCCUACUGUCAAGAAGUCUCCAUGUGUUGAGCGCAAGCCAGCACAUCAACCUCAUCUUCUGCCCCACAAUCACCGUUCUUCGAGGCUAUCUCUCCGGGUUUGCGCAUAAUCUGACAGACACCCCUCCAACUCUCGGCCCGAUCAUAGUCCUCAACCUGCUGGCCAUGCACCACGGCACCUCCGAGUUCACCUUGCAAGGACUCUCACAGACCUUGGCGACUGCCGUUUCUGCCGCCCACCGCACGCGUCGCGCGCUGAAGCUGGUGGAGUGCAAGGACAUCAGGGACCCUUCAAAUCCGUCCCGUGGCGCCGCGCUUUGGCAGGCUGAGGUCCAGCUGCUCAGUGCGGCGAUCAAGAUAGGUGCAGCGGGACAACACUGGGGUCGCCGCACCAUCUCAGUGAUGAAAAUCGCGUCUAGGUGGUUCACAGUCGAGAAAAGAAGCCAGCACAGCGGUCUCUCUCAGGAAGAAAUGCUUGUUUGA
Messenger RNA from Cladophialophora yegresii CBS 114405, 693 nucleotides. RefSeq lists its product as uncharacterized. The record is from RefSeq and is a predicted model, not a curated record. NCBI's taxonomy places the organism in Eukaryota, Fungi, Ascomycota, Eurotiomycetes, Chaetothyriales, Herpotrichiellaceae. The transcript has a single exon. Bases 1 to 693 code for a protein of 230 amino acids.